Gracilinanus agilis (Agile Gracile Mouse Opossum) is the source of this 1140-nucleotide messenger RNA. It is a transcript of the gene SDHAF1, whose product is annotated as succinate dehydrogenase complex assembly factor 1. Gene Ontology annotation, biological process: mitochondrial respiratory chain complex II assembly. The record is from RefSeq and is a predicted model, not a curated record. Gene Ontology annotation, cellular component: mitochondrion. The transcript has a single exon. Bases 1 to 333 code for a protein of 110 amino acids. NCBI's taxonomy places the organism in Eukaryota, Metazoa, Chordata, Mammalia, Didelphimorphia, Didelphidae.
AUGAGCAGGCACAGCCGGCUGCAGAGGCAGGUCCUCGGCCUGUACCGCGAGCUGCUGCGCGCCGCGCGAGGCAAGCCCGGCGCCGAGGCGCGGGUCCGGGCCGAGUUCCGCGAGCGCGCACGGUUGCCUCGGGGCGACGUUCAGCGAAUAGAGUACCUGUACCGGCGCGGGCGGCGCCAGCUGGAGCAGCUGCGGGGCGGCCACACCACGGCGCUGGGCUUCUUCGUGCCGGGGAAAGACCCGGGGUCGCAGCCCGCAACCCCCCACAAGGAGCCGCCCACAGACACUGACCAGCGCGCGGCCACAGACCCUGGGCACAAUGUCCCGCCGUAGACUGCCUGGGGGGAAGGAAGAGCCCCCCCAAGAAACCCAGAUCCCCAGUGCCAACACCUCGAGAUUCCAGAGUUGGACUCUUAAGAUUCCUAGAAGCCCCCUCAGACCUUGGACACACUCUCCCUCCUGCACCUUCCAGGCUCUCGCCGUAUACUGCCCUUGACUGCCUGGGGGAAAAGAAAGAAAGCCAGAAAACCCCGGACCCCGAGACUCCAGAGUUGAACCCUCAGACUCCUAGAAGCCCUCGUAGCCCCUGAGAACACUCUCCUCCUUCACCUUACGAGCUCCCACCGCAGACUUCUCUGGACCGCUUGGGGGAAAGGAAGAGAAAAGCACGCCAAUACCCAGAGUAUCCAGACUUUGACCCAAAUCUUCCCUGGACUCCUAGGAGCCCCCGGGGGUGGCUCACUCCCUCCUCUCUCUACAGCCCUUCUCCAGUCUGUGCUCUGAGGAUCAGCAGGGAGAGCCUUGGGGCCUGAUUCUGGGGCUUCUGUUCUCCCCUCCCCCAAUAAGAUGGGCCCCAUUUGCCCCCGCUUCUGUCUCCCCCAUUAGAUUGUGGUAGACCUUCUUAAGCCCCCUGAAGGCGGGGACUGUCAUUUUGGUCUCCCUAAUCUGAACACCUGGCACUGGAGUAAGAAUAAGUUUGUUGUCUUGAUGUAACUGACUCCAUUUUUUACAUGACUUUACAUUCUGCCUCCGCCCACUGAGAAGGCAGUGUUUGUGAUACUCAUUAUACAUGUGAAGUCACGAAAAACAUUUCCACUUCAUGUUGCAAAAAAUAAAUAAAUAAAUAAAGUGAAAAAAUCA